Mercenaria mercenaria is the source of this 3074-nucleotide messenger RNA. RefSeq lists its product as uncharacterized. The record is from RefSeq and is a predicted model, not a curated record. The transcript is spliced from 5 exons. Lineage: Eukaryota; Metazoa; Mollusca; Bivalvia; Venerida; Veneridae. The coding region runs from base 1495 to 2061 and encodes 188 amino acids.
UAGUAGCUGGGUUUCAUGCUUACAGGUUGUAAAUUUACUUUGCUAUUCAAAUUCUUAUUGACAUUCUAUGGUCACUGUAAAUGUGCAUUUGUGAUAUGUGUUUAUUUUAUUAGAAAUAUGGCUAUACCAGUUUAUGAAACACUAGUCCCACGUAUUGACCGUAACGUUAUUUGGUUGGAACAAACUCAAGAACUAUCUGGAGUUAUUCGGGAAACUAGGAAAGUUGCCCUUCUCAUCCUUAUCGUACUGAUCUUCCUUCUACUUCUUAUUACUGUGGACAUUGUGAUCAGUCGUUUAUGGUAGAGGGCUUCGAUAAAACCUAGUUUAACGAAUUGUCUAACUGGUUGCAGGUUAUAAUGGUAGUUGUGUAAUUGACAGGUUAAAUGCAUCGGAUCAUGAAAAGGUUACCAUGCGUUUUAGAUUACGUAAGUUACCACUCUACUGAGUUUAUCAAAUCUAUGUUAAACGUUUAUUUGAUCCAAAUUCAAGAUUAAAACAUGAACAAUGAAAAAAUAGUGUAUGUAAACAUACGAUAAACAUGUUAAUACGUAUUAAUAGUACUAUGCCUCAUGUUUAAAUGUAUAAAUGUGUAGUACCACUGAAAAACCGGCUAUUUUCUUACAUUCAACUGAUACUGUAUGACAUUUGAUUAAAAAUGUAGCUUUAUGUACUAUUUUGGAAAUAUUAUUUAUAUAUUAAUAAGAGAUCAAUAUACAGCUUGGUUGUGCAUAAUUAUACAAAAAUAUCGUCUGCUUUACAGUCAUUAGAAUAAACGUCUAAACUACACGUAUAGCAAACAAACGAUCUAACAUAUCAAUUACAUUUUCUUCUUUUUUUUUUUUUUUGGAUAAAAUACUUCCUGUAUUCAUGACUUUGACCUAAAAAUAGAUUUACACUUUCAGUGUUUAGUUUUCAUUUCACACAUUACUAUAUAUAGGAUAUGGUAUAAUCGAAAAUAUAUUUUCUUUACAGGUUGUUUGAAAACUGCGUCAUAUUUGUGUAUCAGUUUCAUACAGUUUAAGGUUUAACAAUAUACUGUUUUGUUGUUUUGUUAAUUAUACAUGUAGUUUAAAAGGGUCUUUAAGCUAAAUGGGUUACCGUCUAUAAAUUAAGAAUCUACUUCCUUCCUUACAUACUUAAUUUGUGUAAUACAGCUGAGUUUAACUAAGUAUUCAGAAUAAUUCUGAAUGACGAGUCUUAAAACAAUGGCAUGUAUAUUGAAAUGCUUAAAUGCCUAAAUAGAUUUUGCAUAUCCUGUCCUUAAAAUUUUCUCUAAAUGCUGAGAUAUUCUUUCAGUAGCAAAUGAACUUUACUUCUUUCUAUUUAUUUUUAAAAUCACGAUUUGUUUGACAUUUAUAAGCACUGCUUUAUGAUGAUUUUUAGAUAUUUUACAAUGCAACCGUUUUGGCCUUUACCGCGUUUGCUUGGAGUUUGACCGUUUGUACAUUAAUAUGUUUCAAAAUAUACUGGAAAACAAGCAAAAAAUUUGACAGAAUGCAAGACAUGCAAUUCUCGGUAUAUGGAAGUUCCUUCUACCUACAGAAGCCAAGGUAUUAUUAUAUAUCGUCCCAGCUGACAUCAAGAGUGGAGAACAAGACAAUCGGCGAAAGUAACGAUCAAACAUCAUAUAGACAUGGUACAGAAAGAAUUUUGCUUGGAAACGCCAAAUCACCAUGUGAAUUAGCUGACAUCCAAAGUCAUCUUAAGCCAGACCAUUUCCAAGAAGAUGACGAAAUCAAAAAGCAGGAUGAAAAGCGACAGCAGGAAGGCCUGGAUCUUUAUGAGUAUCUUCGACAAGGCAGCCGCAAAACUCACUGGAAAAGAACAACCUUCCUCAAAAAAAAGCGACGAAGGGGGCAGAAAGCGGAAAUGGGCGGGAACUGUAUGACACCAGUGGAUUCGAACGAUAAGGCAUUCUGUAUCGGAAUCGACUUCUUGGCAUUCCUAUUUACGAACGAACUUGGGGCAUCCGUGGAGCACGGAGGGGCAAUUGGGGUCUUCUUCCACCAUCAAAAGCUGGAAAGUCGCCAUAAGUGCGACGAUAAUCAACACACAUUUUAACUUUAUUGGUAGAUAGUUUCAUCUUCGGCAAAUUUAAAAGCUGGGGACGAGAUAUCGGUCAAGGUCAGUAAUAAAGCAUAUCUAUAAACACUUUGGCUAAAUCUGAUAUGAUAACGCAUUGGCAAGGUACUUUCCAAGGCUGCGUAAUUUUAGUUGAUUUCUAGUUUUAGCCUGUCCAUUUAAACCAUAUCUCAACGAACAAGUAAAAUUCCCAUUAACUUUAUUGGCAUAAGAUUCAAUUCAAUAUAUUCAUAUCCCAAAGAACAACUCGAUUUGACCAAACGCAAGAAAGGUUGUGCUACGAAUUUAAAAUUGAUCUUGCAGUAAUAUUUGUUAUGUGGCAUAUAAAAGGCUAAUGGUUACUUCCCGUUAAGAGUUUAGAGACAUUCUUUGCAAUAAAUCUAUGUUGACUGCAACAAAGUCAAUACAACAUUAUGGGUAAGUGUGAGGCAAGAUACUUGUUUUAAACCCCGAGUUGGCAUUAAAAAGAAAGAUGGACACUUGACCUAAUCAAACAACUGACCGUGCCAAGGUGUUAAUCCUAAAUUAGUUGUCGUAUUUUUUUUAAUUGUGGAAAAUAUUAGAAAAAACAAACAUAAAGAGUUAAAAGAUGCCUUGUAUUAGCUUGUUAGAAUAUUAAAAGUAGUGAAUAAAAUAAGGCUGCGAGCGUUAUUUGGCCCCACCUGACCCCUUCCCCCUCUUUUAAAAAAUUCAACACCGGCCAAUUCAAAUUUAAAAAAUCCAAAACCAACCAGUCUUUAAGAGAAACAGAGUUUCUAUCUUUGAUGGACGUAAGGUUGAAGGGAUAAAAUGAAAACCAAGGUCCACUCAAAUCAAAAACAACAAUUAAACAGAAAAAAAGGAAGAAAAUGUCCUUAUUAAUUAAAAUAAUUUAUAAUUGUUUGUUCAUUUACUCUUUGAUUGUUAACUUUUAGUAUUUUAUAUAGUAUAUCAUACAACGGUACUUUGUUUUGUAACAUUUUUAUGAGAAAUAAACAAUAGUAACCACAGAG